Molecule: messenger RNA, 1660 nt
Organism: Cimex lectularius (bed bug)
Lineage: Eukaryota; Metazoa; Arthropoda; Insecta; Hemiptera; Cimicidae
Product: SEC14-like protein 2
Exons: 10
Coding region: 67-1284 (405 amino acids)
Cellular component (GO): cytoplasm
Source: RefSeq, a predicted model, not a curated record
CGAAGAGUGGAAAGCCAACUCUCCGCGUUCCUUUUCAGUUUGGUUCAAACGUACAACUGUGUGGAUAUGUCGAGAGCUCAGACGAACCUUGGCCUCACGGACGAUCAGCGAUUCGCACUCAUGAAGAUGAGGCGAAAUGUAGCUGAUUGUCUGACGUUGCCUUAUCAUGAUGAUCAUUUCAUUCUUAGAUGGCUGAGAGCCCGAAAUUUUGACCCUGUCGCUGCUGAGAAAAUGCUUAGGAAUUCAUUGAAAUGGAGGAAAGAUUGGGGGGCAGAUACUAUUCAAGACUGGCCCACGCCUGAAAUCUUCAGAUAUUAUUAUCCAAGUGGUAUAUCAGGGUUUGAUAAGGAUGGUGCUCCAAUUUUCAUCUUGCCCUUUGCCGGAAUCGACAUCCAAGGGAUACUCCUGUCCGUCUCCAAAACUGACUUCAUCAAGAUGGCAUUAAAGACCCUCGAAAGCCACUUGCAGUUGGCAAGAGAACAGAUGUCAAAGCAUGGCAUAGAAGCAAGCAAAAUAGUAGCCAUCCUGGAUUUAACAGGAUUUAAUAUUAAACAAUAUGCAUGGAGGCCAGCGGCAGAAGCAGUCAUCACCCUUAUUCAAUUGUAUGAGGCAAAUUAUCCAGAAAUCUUGAAAGCAUGUUACAUCAUCAAUGUGCCAAGUAUGUUUUUCCUUGGAUUUUCCGUCGUCAAGGCUUUCCUGAAUGAUUACACACUAAGCAAAAUCAACAUUUAUAAAACUGACAAGAAUAAAUGGAAAGCGGCCAUACUCAGCAAUGUGGACCCAGAUCAACUGCCACAGAUCUACGGUGGAACUCAGUGCGAUCCUGACGGAGAUCCAGCAUGUCCUUCAAGGAUACAUCCUGGAGGAAAAAUUCCAAAAUCCUAUUAUCUGCGUAAUAAAGUCCACGAGGAUAAAAAUGAAGAAUACAUAGUGACCACAGUUAAAAAACGAGACAAACUGUUUCUCAAUUAUGAAGUCAAGGAGAUGGGAUCUUUCAUCAGAUGGGCCUUUUAUUCGGAUGGUCAUGACAUCAAAUUCGGCAUACUGAGAAGGGACAACACGAGUGGUGAAGAAGUGGUCGAAAUCCCGCCACACAGGGUCACGUCACAUCAGACGGAAGAAGAAGGGUUCUUUCAAUGUCAAGUGCUUGGCACAUAUGUGGUCGUAUUCGACAACAGCUACAGCUUCUUGAGGAACAAAAAACUUCAUUACAGCAUUUCAAUCACACCACCUCUGUCUAAAGACUUGAUUAAUGUUAAUAAUAGUUCAUUAGUGGAAAACUAAUGGAUGAAUAUUGUUUAAAUUAUUUGAUAACCUACUGUCAUAGGCUGUGAUUACAAAAUAUUGUUUAAAAAAAAAUUAACUAAUGGACAGAGAAUUUAGUUUUGCUCAAGAGUCAAUCUUCUAUUAGUUAAAAUUUACAUAUUUGUUAUAUUAUUGUUAUAAUGCUAUCCCCUAAAUAAAUAUUAACUUAGAAUAUUUAAACAAAUAUUCAACUGUUGUUUCAUUCGUGAGCAAAAAUGAAUAUACGCCAAGUGUGAAAAUAAAUAUCUAGUGAUAACUAAGAUUGACCGCCUAGAAUAUAUAAUAUUAGUCUUAUUUAGCUAAAUAUGUUUGUAUGUAUAUAUGUAUCUGUCUAUGUGCAUUGUUGUUUUUAUAA